AUGGCAGCUGGUACUGGUGGCAAGUCUGGUCCUACGACACAGAAAGAGGCGAAGAAGCCCGUAUCCCAAUCGGUUCGCGCAGGUCUGCAGUUCCCUGUUGGACGUAUCCACAGGCAUCUCAAGCAGCGCGCGUCGAGCAACUUGCGUGUCGGUGCCAAGGCCGCCGUGUAUACGAGCGCAAUCCUUGAAUAUCUUACUGCCGAGGUCCUCGAGUUGGCUGGCAACGCAUCCAAGGACUUGCGCGUGAAGCGUAUCACGCCGCGACAUCUGCAGCUCGCCAUUCGUGGUGAUGAGGAGCUUGACACGCUCAUCCGUGCUACGAUUGCAGGGGGUGGUGUGCUUCCCUAUAUUCACAAGUCGCUCAUCAAGAACCCGGGCAAGAAAAAGGGUGCCGCCGAGUAA
This is a messenger RNA of Malassezia vespertilionis, 402 nucleotides long. RefSeq names its product histone H2A.Z (gene HTZ1). Gene Ontology annotation, molecular function: DNA binding; structural constituent of chromatin; protein heterodimerization activity. The record is from RefSeq and is a predicted model, not a curated record. The coding region runs from base 1 to 402 and encodes 133 amino acids. Lineage: Eukaryota; Fungi; Basidiomycota; Malasseziomycetes; Malasseziales; Malasseziaceae. The transcript is spliced from 3 exons. Gene Ontology annotation, cellular component: nucleosome.